Rhineura floridana is the source of this 4360-nucleotide messenger RNA. RefSeq names its product transmembrane protein 33 (gene TMEM33). Gene Ontology annotation, biological process: endoplasmic reticulum tubular network organization; membrane organization. Bases 495 to 1160 code for a protein of 221 amino acids. Gene Ontology annotation, cellular component: endoplasmic reticulum; membrane. Lineage: Eukaryota; Metazoa; Chordata; Lepidosauria; Squamata; Rhineuridae. The transcript has 8 exons. The record is from RefSeq and is a predicted model, not a curated record.
UCCCUGGAGCCGUGUGACCCGGAAGAUAAUAUCCUGCGCACGCGCACCGGGAAUCGCUUAGUGGCUGGGCUUCCGUGAGGUCUGUCUUUGACGCCUCCUGCCUAAAGGCUCUCUUGCCUGCUGUACGCUUGUUGCUGCCGCCACCGCCGCCGAGGCCUUUUCCUUCCGUUCGCCAGAUACGGCUCGCACGCGGCAGGAGCAGCUUCGUUCUCCGCUUUUCCCUCUUUCCUGGCCCAGCUGAUUAACCCUUUCGUUGCCGAGCCUCCUCUUCUCGAGCGGAGCCGGUGGGCGGCGCAGCUAUGGCGGACACGGCGCAGAACGGACCUAUGCAGGGAGGCGCGGGCGGCGGAGCCGUGUCUCAGGAAGGCAGCAACAACAGAAGCUUUUGGUGAACUGCCAUACCUGGCUGAUGGGGCUGCAUUUGGCUUGAUAGGUUGGCACAACAUGUGACUCUUCAACAGCAAUUUCUGAUUACUAAUAAGUUGGAUACAGCAAUGUGGCUUUCCCGUAUAUUCACAGUUUACUGUUCGGCUUUAUUUGUCCUGCCUCUUCUAGGGUUUCAAGAAGCAAAUAGCUUUUAUCAACGUGCCUUGCUUGCAAAUGCUCUUACCAGUGCCCUUCGACUUCACCAACGGUUACCACAUUUUCAGUUAAGCAGGGCGUUCCUAGCUCAGGCCUUGUUGGAGGACAGCUGCCACUACCUUUUGUAUUCUCUCAUCUUUGUUAAUUCCUACCCUGUUACAAUGAGUAUUUUCCCAGUUCUGUUGUUUUCUUUGCUUCAUGCUGCCACCUACACAAAGAAGGUUCUUGAUGCGCGAGGGUCAGAUAGUCUUCUUUUUCUAAGAAAUCUCUUGGACAAGUUAAAUGCUAAUCAGCAAAACAUCCUAAAAUUUAUAGCUUGCAAUGAAAUCUUCUUGAUGCCAGCUACUAUGUUUAUGCUUUUCAGUGGGCAAGGGAGCUUGCUGCAGCCUUUCAUUUACUACAGGUUUCUUACGCUCCGUUAUUCCUCCCGCAGAAAUCCUUAUUGCCGGACUCUCUUCACAGAACUACGGAUUGUUGUUGAACAUGUCAUAAUGAAACCUUCGUGCCCGGCAUUUGUUCGAAGACUUUGUGUCAGCAGCAUUUCAUUUAUAAGCAGACUGGCACCAACUGUUGCAUAGCCAACACUGGAAACAUGCGUAUGUUUGUCUAAUGAACUUUCUAAGCAGCUGGUAUUUCUGCUGGUGAUUUAUAAAUUCUGGAUCUCAGUCAGGGGUGUAUGAAAACAUGUUUCCUUCCAAGAGCCUGUGAAUUGUAUCCUAUAUGUUAAAAGAAGUCUUGUUUUUCAAGAUGUUUCUGUGCUUUGUGGAAGAUGAAUGCCUGCCAUCUUAGACAAUAUACUUUCCAAUGCAAAACAAAAAUCCCUGCAUUGUACAAUAUGGCUUUUGUGCUGUCAUGUAUGUUCUCUUUGAUACUGAAUGAAAAUACUUAUUCAGAAAAAAACAAUGUCCAGGCAAUGCUAGCUGGAUUGUGUGUAACAAGCUAUAUGAUGUCUAUUAGCUUCUUAGGGAUGCCCAUUCAAAUAUCUAACUACGGUACACUUGAGUCAGUAUUCCUUCCAUUCAGUAAAUGAAAGAAGUUCAGUCCAUUGAGUAAAUCAUUGUGGUCAAUACAAAUCAAUUGGCAUCUGCUCUAAAUGUGAACAAUAGGAUUAAGCAUCUAAUUGUUCUACUCGUUUAAUGCUUUUGAAAUCAAAGCUUUCUACCCUUCCCCAAACAUUUUAUUUCUUUAUUUCUCUAGGUCAUCUGCCCUAUUUUUUCUGUUUUCCGAAAGCAGGCUUCUUAAAUUGCCAAUCUUUGAAAAAUCCAAAUAAUAAAGAUGGAUGUUACAUUCAUUUCCAAGACAAACUGAAAUGUUACCCUGAUGAGGUAAUUUUUAAACUUCAUACCAUUAAGCUAGUUCAGUUUUACUCUUGACACCAGCUACAGUGACUCAUGCCACAGCACUAAAACUUUCUGCAGCUGUAAAUUACACUGUGAAAUUAAUGGGACUUACUUCCAAGUUAUGGGCAUGAGUCUUGCCUCUUCUCCCACCUUCAGUAUGUGUGCAUGGGCACAUCUGACAUACUUCAUAAUGUGGAAUGGGUGUGUAUCUCCUGUCCCAGCCCUCUCCCCUCCACACUUGGUCAGAGAACUGAGUGGAUGUGAUUGGGAGAACACAGUUCUGCUGAGACCGGUAGGAUUUCUCUGCAUGUGGGUGCUGUGCCCACACAGGAAAAUAUUCUGCCCACUGUGUUCAGAAUAGAGGGGCUAUUUUGUAAAGCAUGGGCAGGGAACCUGUGUUGGUGGACUCCAGCUCCUAUCAGCCCCAGCCAGCAUGGCCAAUAGCCAGGGACAAUGGGAGCUAUAGUCCAACACCUAGAAGGUCACAGGUUUCCCACCCCUGGAUUAAACUAAUAUUGCAGUAAGGAUCGCCUGCUAGAGUAGAAGUGCUGCUCCUUGCAAGUUGCUAGAGUAGAAGUGCUCUUCCUUAUUUCAGUAGAAAUGUGGCUGUUGUCUUGUGAAUCAGAGGUAAUUCAAAGUUUGGUGGCUUAUUUCAGCAUACCAAGACAGAAAAACUGCACAAUUUGUUUCACAUAACACAUUGUGAACUACCUAAUUUGAUUUCCCUUGCUAAACUGAAUUCUGAAUGUCUUGAAUCCUGAAGAGCAUUUUAAACGGAGUUGCUGCAUGCAUGCCUAACUUCUUUCUCUUAAAUCAGAGGAGGCUAACCUUUUUUUGGCCUGAGGGCCACCUUCUUGUAGUCAACCCCCCCUGGGGCUGCAUACCAAUGGUAGGUGAGGCCACUCUGCACUCUUGCAGGCACACAUCCUUUCCUUUUUCAGUUGAUCCUUGCAGAUCAGCUGAGAGGUGGUGGUUAUUGCAUCCUCUCUACUCAUGAAAUGAUUAACUGGAUAACUGGGGAGGGGUGCUAUGCUGGGCAGAGAGGUUUAAACCUCUCCACUAACUUGAAUGCUAUGCCUAUUUCAUUUUUUUCUUUUUAUGUCUUGGGGUGGCAGAAAAAUUUGGUUGGGGGGAAUCAGGUUAGGCUCCUGGCUUUGGUCUAGCCACCCAACUUAAACUAAGUUCCAGUCAUGCCAAAUAGCUCAUCGCUUACUAAAACUGUUCCUGGAGUUUCGGCUGCAGGCAGGUUGCAGUUUUCCAGUUAUUCUCUCCCCCCCCCAAUCCCUAAAUAUGUAGGAUAAUUCAGCUAUGUGAUACCCUCCAGCUGUAGUCUGAAAUAGGAAGGUCUUAGAACAGCUUUGUCUCCGGCUGAGCUGUUUGUGUAUGCUUGGUAUGAAUCGCAUAAAAUUAAUUGAACCCCUCAGAAUACAACCUUGUUCCUGUGAAAUAUUUGGAGAGGGCUUGCAUAAUAAAUACCUGAUGGUUUAGCUCAAUACAGAACCUAAUCACAUGUGCAACCCAGUCUACCCUGUGCAUAUUUUCUUGAGGUAAGUCCCACUGAGUGUUUGUGGCUUAUUCUCAAGUGGAUGUGUUGAGGCCUACUUAAUUUCCAUUGAAACUAGAGACAGCAAAAUCUAGGAAUCCUAAGGGCCAGCAAGCAUAUAUGUUACAGUGGAACCUCACUAUAAUACAGUUCAUUGUACCGCAGAUUUGGAUAUACUAUGGAAAUAUCCCCAAGUACAAUACUGUAUACAGUAUAGUGGUUUUCAUUAUAACACGGAACCCUAUAACAUGGGUGCAUUCUUUGUCCCCUGACCCCUGUGUAACAGUGAGGUUCUGAUAAGCAACUUGUGCUGUGGAGGUAUGUAAACUUCUGUGUGUUCAUCUUCUCCUCGAGUGGAAGGCACAAGGCUGUCUCCUUGCUGCUGCUUAUGAAGAACAAAUCCCUUUUUCCUUUCAAGGGUCUGCAUUUUAGGACAGGUAUUUGGCUAAGCAUUAUGCUGACUCAUUGAUUCUUCUAAGCCACUUCAUAAUUGAUUGUCUUAUAACUCUCCAUGAACUGUUUCAACUGAUAUAAGUAGUUUGGAAUAGUGCCACUGUUUUAAAAGUGUUUCUUUGUAACUACCUGCUUUUUUGGGGGGGGGAGUAAAUGUGAAUGUUAUUUAGAUUAAACUCAUUUAUUAGCUUUUCAAUAGCCCACCCAGUACAUUGCUUGCUUAAACCUCCAGUUAUGGACAAAUGCAGUUUUAAAAGUGGGCUGAAAAUACUGCUUGAUUGCACUCUUUUUAGCGUUUUGCUCGUAGACAUCUAUUUGUAGAGAAGGUACGUACUAGUGUCCGGGAACUCGUAAUGAAGUUUCAUUGAGGCUCUCUUUUGAGGAUUUUAUAAAAAUUUCUAAAGCAAUAAAGUGACUGUUGUAGUGAUAGUCUGGAAUGAAA